Molecule: messenger RNA, 1260 nt
Organism: Wyeomyia smithii (pitcher-plant mosquito)
Lineage: Eukaryota; Metazoa; Arthropoda; Insecta; Diptera; Culicidae
Gene: PGRP-LB
Product: peptidoglycan-recognition protein LB
Exons: 3
Coding region: 551-1195 (214 amino acids)
Biological process (GO): innate immune response; peptidoglycan catabolic process
Molecular function (GO): zinc ion binding; peptidoglycan binding; N-acetylmuramoyl-L-alanine amidase activity
Source: RefSeq, a predicted model, not a curated record
CAACCCAGCUUGCCAUUGCAAACGCGCGCUUGAAUACGUAAAGUGGACACUCGACUGUUACAUUCUUUACUCCGGCCACAUGCGUCGCAGGCUAGUUUUUAUUCAUCUGCAUUAAGCGUGACUACGCGAGUUUCGUUCAUUAUUGGUGACGUCGGUAAAUCUAAUGGAUGAACCUUUAUCAAAUUAAUAACUUUCGGCCCAGGUGGUGGUGUAGCACGUCGUCUUAUCAGCAGUAGAAAUGUGCUAGCAGAACAUUACGCACCCAAAGUUGUAACAGCUACUUAAUUGAAACCAUCCAAAUUCGCGCAAACUUUGGUGAUAUCAAUUAAAUUUGUUAUCCCCGAAGGUUUGUCAAACAAGCAGCGUAUUUACAAUUGAUAACAAAACAGCGCUAAAUUGCAAUGCUGUCGGCAGUGCUUUAUUUGUGACGCUCGAUAAGACCAUUAGAGAAGGUACGCCGUCAUUGUUUGUGGUAAAUAAAUGAAAACUGGUUUCCCAAAAUACAAGGCUCAUAUUGAACAAUGAAACAUUGAAGUUUAGACGGUGAAAAAUGGUUAUGCGUUGUCGAAAUACAGUAUUCAUAUCUGUUGGAAUGCCUACAAGAAAAUUGAUUAUACUGGUAGCAGUAAUUUUAGGCAUUACAGAAGCAGUUCAAGCAUGCCUUCCUUAUGUGACACGUGAGGCAUGGGACGCUAAGCCUCCGAAAUUGGUGGAGAAGUUUUCAGGUCCUAUUCCGUACGUUAUCAUCCAUCACUCAUAUGAGCCCGCGGCCUGCUACGAUGGACCUGGCUGUGAGAAAGCCAUGCGAACAAUGCAACGUAUGCACCAGCAAAAUCGCGGUUGGAAUGACAUCGGAUACAGCUUUGCAAUCGGUGGUGACGGACGGAUCUAUCAGGGACGAGGAUUCAAUGUUAUCGGUGCUCAUGCACCACGAUACAAUUCACGGAGUGUUGGCAUCUGCAUGAUUGGCGAUUGGCGGUUUGAUCUGCCACCCAAACAGAUGCUGACUGCAUUGCAUAGCCUAAUCGAGUAUGGAGUUCAAAAUAAUAUUAUAGAAUCGAACUACACUCUGAUUGGCCACCGGCAAACUCGCCCGACGGAGUGUCCAGGCGAUCGGUUGUAUGCCGAAAUACAAACAUGGCCUCAUUAUUCGCCAAUGAUGGACGUGGUCGACCCUAACAGUAUUCCAUCGUAGACUGAACAGUGUAUAGAAGUUUAAUUUUUCGAAUAAAACUCACACGAAUAACACCUUGUAUAUAA